GGUGCUGCACAAUUGUACCUGUUGGAGGAAGAGUCGCACUACGGCGGCAAUCGAAACGACGUUCAUGCGAUUGUUAAGACUCCUUAAUUUUCUACUUUGAAUAUCUAAAAGUAAGCACUAAAGUAAAACAUAGCAGCGACGCUUUUUAAGGGACGAAAGUAAAACAGCCGGUUAGUUUUCCCUGCUCUAUCCUUAGGCUUAUCCCUUCAAACACCUUAGAACGAAAAUCCAUCCCUUUGCAUCCUAAUUAGGUUUUGAGACAAUACCUCGUGCUAGGCAAAUGAAUGAAUGAAUUUAUAUCUGAAUGCUGAAGUAGCGCGCUUCUUAGUUCUAAGAUACCACGGCAUUUGCAAGACGUGAAGGCCGAAUUGAAGGAAUCGCUCACCUUGAUGGAGCAAAAUGGAGUCAGGGACCUACCUUUGUUUAUGGUUUCUCGUGAAUAUCCUACCUUUGUUUAUGGUUUCUCGUGAGUAUUAAAUGGGGGUUGCGUUUAUUCUUACUUUAGUAUCUAUAGUGCUGUACUAAUCUGGUGCUUGGUAAUAUCUAAGAAGUGCAUUAGCUCAGAAGUACACCGGUGCCUUUUCAGGUACGGAGUAGUUACCUUUUCAAGUACCCUUUCAACAAGCAUUAAGCUCAACUACACUAAACCGAUGGCAAGUUCUUACGCAACAACUACCAAAAGUUACUGUCUUUAAGAAAACAGUGAGUCCUCUAUAGGGAGAUGCAUAUUGAACAAAAUUGAGGAAAUUCUAACGUGUUACUCGCAGGACUAAAAUAUUUGCGAGAAUGGCUGCCAGAUACGGAAAUGUUGGAUUACUUAGACCCUCCAGCAGCAGGUAUACCUUCUAGGAUUACUUAGACCCUCCAGCAGCAGGUAUACCUUACCUGUGACUUCUAAUAUUGGAUUACUUAGACCCUCCAGCAGCAGGUAUACCUUAUACUUGUGACUAAUAUCUGUUGUUCUAGAGAAGUAAACUCAUUUUUGUGCUGUAACGUCACUAUCUGAUUAUUUCCUAGAGAUUCGCAGCACCGCAGAGUAACUUACUUUGAUUUCGAAACUCAGGUGCCCCAACUAGAACCGAGGAAACGACCUUGCUUGUCCGCGAUACUGUGCA
Amoebophrya sp. A25 is the source of this 1115-nucleotide messenger RNA. Lineage: Eukaryota; Dinophyceae; Syndiniales; Amoebophryaceae. The record is from the annotation of a GenBank genome assembly.